Messenger RNA from Exophiala bonariae, 603 nucleotides. RefSeq lists its product as uncharacterized. The coding region runs from base 1 to 603 and encodes 200 amino acids. The record is from RefSeq and is a predicted model, not a curated record. Lineage: Eukaryota; Fungi; Ascomycota; Eurotiomycetes; Chaetothyriales; Herpotrichiellaceae. The transcript has a single exon.
AUGGAAGCCGCAUUGUCCUUCUACUUUUGGGCAAUGUGCUCUAAGGACACCGACUACAAGAUGGGAGAUUGUUGUCCAUGGCCAUUGGACUCGUUCACCUACAAUGGCUUGUGCAGUCACAGUUCUCUUAAGGAAACUCCUAAGGGGGACCUGAAUAUGACCCAAGAACAAGCUGACCAAGUUGUCAUUGCAGCCAAGAGACGGGUAGCAUUGAACAAUGCUGCCAACUACAAGAAAGAGAGAGAGCAAGACCUGGAGAAGUACAAAGCUCGCAAGCGCAGAUAUGGCUUGACAUACAAUCGCGUCCAUCCCGAUCGCAGAUAUGAAAGUGGUCGAAAGUACCGUGCAAAGGUCCUUGCAGAGGAACGUCUGCAGUGUACCAUCUGUGGUACGAAGUACAGCAACCGCAAUUCCCUUGAUCGUCACAUGGACUCCAAACAGCACAAGAUCUGGGCGAAGAGAGAAGCUGAAGGCAAGAACAGAUUUAGGUGCAAGAUCUGUGGGACUCCAGCUACCCAUCUAUGUCAUCUUCAACGCCAUGAGCAAGGUGCUCGUCACAAGGCCCGCGCUGCUGCUCUUGCAGCUCUUGCAGCAACUCCUUGA